This is a messenger RNA of Durusdinium trenchii, 1230 nucleotides long. Lineage: Eukaryota; Dinophyceae; Suessiales; Symbiodiniaceae. The record is from the annotation of a GenBank genome assembly.
AUGAUAGCUCAAACUUUUGUUUGCAAAACCUGCAAUGCCUAUGUUGUCAUGGCGUCAGUGAGAUGGUUUAUUGCACUGUCGCUUGUCAUCGGAGGAGGCAGCACGCGGAGCUCGAUCUCGUUCACAACGACCAAGCGAAUUCGCUUGUUGCUGGUGCGACAUGGACUGUCGUGUGCCAAUGUGAUUCGUCACUACAGUCCACUUCUCACGAUGCUCCAGCAUAAACAUUUUUUGGACCCGCCAUUGUGUGACUGUGGAAAACGACGCACCGAGCGUGCAGCAAAGAUCUUGAAGGACGAGCCUGUAGAUUUGGUGUUAUCCUCCAAUUUGAUGCGGGCCAUUGAGACGGCCUACCUCCAAUUUGGGCAUCGACCAGUACAUGUGAUCCCGCAUAUAGGAGAAGCUCACCAUGGCAUCAAAAAGAACUUAAUGCAAUUGGGUAGCCGUUUUGGAAUCAUAGAAGACCUCGACAACGAGCCUCGCUUGCCAGAGGCGCAGCUUGAGAUUCUUCGGGACUUUUACCCUGACAUCUCAGUGGACUAUGGUUGGCGCAACGAUACAGCAGAGGUUUCCAACUGGGCGGCCUUUGAGGAUUUUUUGAAAUCGAAGCUCUUGCCAGAGCUGGUCCUUCUGCAUCCCAAGAGCAGCUCCAGCUAUACUAUUGGGAUCGCCAGCCAUUCCAUUUUCCUCAAGAAUGCCAUUGGAAGAUCCCCUGAUCGCUCAAGAAGGUCAGAGAGGUCAGAGACAAGUCGUGAGAGCAUUUGUUUCGGGGAAAUGCCUGGCAAUGGACGAAGCAAGCCCUUCAACAACCAAGUUCUAGAGAUCUUCUACUACUUUGAUAGUGCCACAGGUGAACUGGCCUUGGAUACGGCUUCUGGGUGCAAGACUCUGGGUGUGAGCAAGGACUUGGCACAUGGUGUUCCAGGCCUUCCGCGACAGCUUUGCGAAGCUGACGUGGACCGCUGUGUUCCCUUGUGGAGAGAACUUCAGGGAAAGCCUGCACCUCUAAGGCCUCCUGUUCUAUCGCCGGAGCUUCGGAAGGAGCGACAGUUUUCAGGGCCAUCGGACUCGGAGACCUAUUCCAUGCGAGGGGAGUUUCCGGAGGUUCAGAGCGCGGAGCAGAAGUGGGCUGAGAAUUGGAACCAAUGUGUCUAUGGUUCCACGCGUUCCGGAUGUCAUUUGCCUGAAUAUCCAGACACCACCUCAAAGGAGGUUUGCGAUUGUCUUUGA